AUAUCGGAAGAUUUUGUCCUUCCUGCAAAAAAAUGGCUAAAGCUUUAGUGCUGUUGUCAGUGGUUCUGGUCAGUGUUUUUGUGAAUAAUGGGACAGCUUCAGAGAACCAGCGGCUCUUCAACAACGCUGUCAUCCGUGUACAACAUCUGCACCAGCUGGCUGCAAAAAUGAUCAACGACUUUGAGGACAGCUUGUUACCCGAGGAACGCAGGCAACUUAGUAAAAUCUUCCCACUGUCUUUCUGCAACUCUGACUCCAUAGAGGCUCCCACUGGCAAAGAUGAAACACAGAAAAGUUCUGUGCUGAAGCUACUUCACAUCUCUUUCCGUCUCAUUGAGUCAUGGGAAUACCCCAGCCAGACGCUGAGUGGAACCAUUUCAAACAGCCUGACCAUCGGGAACCCCAACCAGAUCACAGAAAAGCUGGCUGACCUGAAAGUGGGUAUCAGCGUACUCAUAAAGGGAUGUCUUGAUGGACAGCCAAACGUAGAGGAUAACGACUCCCUUCCGCUGCCUUUCGAGGAUUUCUACCUGACCUUAGGAGAAAACAACCUCAGAGAGAGCUUUCGUCUGCUGGCUUGCUUUAAGAAAGACAUGCACAAGGUGGAAACCUACCUGAGGGUUGCAAACUGCAGGCGAUCCCUUGAUUCCAACUGUACCCUGUAG
Molecule: messenger RNA, 665 nt
Organism: Triplophysa dalaica
Lineage: Eukaryota; Metazoa; Chordata; Actinopteri; Cypriniformes; Nemacheilidae
Gene: gh1
Product: growth hormone 1
Exons: 5
Coding region: 33-665 (210 amino acids)
Biological process (GO): animal organ development; response to nutrient levels; positive regulation of receptor signaling pathway via JAK-STAT
Cellular component (GO): extracellular region
Molecular function (GO): growth hormone activity; growth hormone receptor binding
Source: RefSeq, a predicted model, not a curated record